Hemisphaericaspora subhashii is the source of this 591-nucleotide messenger RNA. RefSeq lists its product as uncharacterized. NCBI's taxonomy places the organism in Eukaryota, Fungi, Ascomycota, Pichiomycetes, Serinales, Debaryomycetaceae. Bases 1 to 591 code for a protein of 196 amino acids. The transcript has a single exon. The record is from RefSeq and is a predicted model, not a curated record.
AUGGGAGAAAACGAUAAAUCCAAAGAACAACAAGCAGAAUCUUAUAAUCGUGCACCAAUUGAAGCACCACCCCCACCAUAUUCAUUUUCACCACCUUCUCAACCGGGUUAUAAUAGACCUCCACCGCCACCUCAUUCUAGUUAUAACAAGCCUCCACAACCCCCACAUGGUUCCUAUCAUGAUGAUCCAAACUUCAAUCAACUGUCCCAAUACAAUCAGCCAGGAUACGGAAACGUAGGAUAUAAUGUACAACCAGGAUAUCCCCCUCCCCAACCAGGAUAUCCCCCCGCGCAACCGGGAUACGGAUAUCAACAACAACAACAACCAUAUUACAAUCCAGCCCAGGAUCCUAAUGUCUUAAAAAUCACGCCUGAUUUAGUAAAUAUCACCCAAGCACCACCUGAGCAUCUUAAUCCUCAAUAUCAGGAAUAUCUUAGACGUGACCCUGAACGAAUCAAGAAUGGCGAUUAUCCUAAUCAAUAUUAUAAACAUGGUGCUCCGUUGGAUAAGGGGCAUAAAAGUACGGGUGGGAGUAGUGGGGGGUUCCCUGGCCGUUCGGGGGCGACAUAUCAUGGGGUUGCGAAUAGGUAG